AGCAUUCAAUCUUUCAUUCUUACUCAAUUAGAUUCCUUAGAAAAAACAGUCCUCUCUAUCUUCUUUAAACAACACAAACAACCACAAUGAAGCUCUCUAUCUUCUCCACUCUCGCCAUGGUCGCCCUGGCCUCCGCCUUCCCCCACGAGAAGCGCGAGACCACGGAGGCUCAGUGUGUCAAGCCCUACCUCUGCUGUGGAGAGCUCAAGACUCCCCUCGACGACACUAUUGACCCUAUCCUCGAGACUCUGGGUAUCAACGCCGCUAGCAUCGUCGGAUCCAUUGGUCUUGACUGCAAGGCUUACGAUGACUCUUGCAAGAGUGAGCCCCAGUGCUGCACUGAGGCUAACCUUUUGGGUGGUACUCUUGCUCUCGGCUGCUCUCCGCUCAAGUCCAAGUCCUCUUAAGUGAACGAUGCUUAAGAAAUGCUGGACUGUACAGAUUGUCUGAGUAGGGAUUUAUAUAUUAACAUUCGGAACGGUAUAUUGUUUAGCAUCAGAUAAUGUAAUAUAAUAUAAUCACAUUUGGUGAAGUACAUCCAUUUAU
Molecule: messenger RNA, 546 nt
Organism: Aspergillus ruber CBS 135680
Lineage: Eukaryota; Fungi; Ascomycota; Eurotiomycetes; Eurotiales; Aspergillaceae
Product: hydrophobin family protein
Exons: 3
Coding region: 87-407 (106 amino acids)
Cellular component (GO): fungal-type cell wall
Molecular function (GO): structural constituent of cell wall
Source: RefSeq, a predicted model, not a curated record